Messenger RNA from Rubroshorea leprosula, 581 nucleotides. NCBI's taxonomy places the organism in Eukaryota, Viridiplantae, Streptophyta, Magnoliopsida, Malvales, Dipterocarpaceae. The record is from the annotation of a GenBank genome assembly.
AUUGAAACCAACCCUAAGCUCUUUUUAUCUCCGCCCUAAAGGUAGCCUCGAUUAUUGCUGACUUAAGCAUCGGAGUGUCUACCCCGAGUUCAACCUCGGGGCUUUGCAGCAUAUAUGAAAUCAAAGGAAGAAAAAAGGGGUUUCUACUUGAUUUUAUGAACAAUAGAUCACACAUCAAACACAGCCAAGAUUAAACCCACAAGAGAUUCUUACAUUGGAAUCUUGCAAAUCAAAGAUCAUGGGUCUUCUUUGCUCGGUUCAAUGCGUUUAUUCAAUAAAUUGAAGGAGAAAUCUAACCAAGAAUUACCUGUCUGUUUUCGACGGAGAUUGAAUGUUAUAGCCAUUGCCAAUCAAGCUCGAAAUUGUAACUCCAGUGAGAUGUCAUCUAUCAUGGCCUCAAUGGCUACAUUGCAGCAGAGGAAGACAAUGGUGGAGGUGCAAAAAACCGAUGUCGUCUACUACAUCUGGGUUGCAGUGGACGCAUAAGAGGAAGAAUCUACUGGAAGAAGUUGGGCUAGGAGAAGAGACGAGCUAGCUUGGAGAAUCUAAAAUGGUGAGCGAAAUAGAGGGAGAGGAAAAAU